Messenger RNA from Fomitopsis serialis, 711 nucleotides. Its product is annotated as glutathione S-transferase. The transcript is spliced from 4 exons. The record is from RefSeq and is a predicted model, not a curated record. The coding region runs from base 1 to 711 and encodes 236 amino acids. NCBI's taxonomy places the organism in Eukaryota, Fungi, Basidiomycota, Agaricomycetes, Polyporales, Fomitopsidaceae. Gene Ontology annotation, molecular function: glutathione transferase activity. Gene Ontology annotation, cellular component: cytoplasm.
AUGCCUGAGACUAUCACCCUUUACACUGCAAAGAUCUGCCCAUAUGCCCAGAGGGCAGAACUGGCCCUCGAGGAGGCCAAGGCAGACUACACCAAGUACCAGAUCGAUCUGCAGAACAAGCCCGAGUGGUACGCCCCCAAGGUGAAUCCCGCGAGCAAGGUCCCCGCGCUCGCCUACGGCGGGCCCGCCGUGCCCGCCGACCAGCCCUCGCCCGAGUCCGUGAAGCUCGCCGAGUCGCUCAUCCUCGUCGAGUUCGUCGCCGACCUUUACCCGCACGCGCACCUCCUCCCGUCCGACCCCGUCCAGAAGGCGCGCGCCCGCUUCUUCAUCGACGUCGUCUCCACCAAGCUCGUCCCCAGCUGGAACACCGUCCUCCGCGCGGGCGCGCCCGACGCGGACCAGGCGUUCCUGAGCGCCGUCGACGCCGUCCAGAGCCUCCUGCCCGCGCAGGGCUACGCCGUCGGCGAGUACAGCAUCGCGGACAUCGCUAUCGCCCCGUUCAUCGCCCGCGCAUACGUCGCGCUCGGGAAUGAGAUCGGCGCGUACGAACCCGGCCAGGGCAAGAAGCUCCUCGAGGCUCUCCAGCAGCCCCGGUUCGCACGCUUCCAGAAGUAUUGGGCGGACCUCCAGGCGAGACCGAGCUUCCAGGCUACGUUUGACAAGGAGUACGUCACUGAGGCGUUCAGGAAGCGCUUUGGCAACAAGCAGUGA